Messenger RNA from Prunus avium (sweet cherry), 1817 nucleotides. NCBI's taxonomy places the organism in Eukaryota, Viridiplantae, Streptophyta, Magnoliopsida, Rosales, Rosaceae. The record is from RefSeq and is a predicted model, not a curated record.
UAUAUAUAUACGACGAUGAUACAGGGUUUCUUUUCGUCAUCAUCCUUAGCCAUGAGUUCUGUCAUGGACUUUCUUUCUACUCCUUUACCUCCCAUAGCAAUAAGCUUAUCAGUAAUUUUAGCUAUACUUGUGAUCAUAUCCCAUGCUAGAAGAUUGGGCACUGAGGACAAAAAGAGAUACCAUCCUGUUGUGACAACCUUCUUAAACGUCCUGAUCAACUUCUCCAGGCUACACGAUUACAUGACUGAGUUAGCAUGCAAACACAAAACUUAUCGGGUGCUUAACUUGUUCACAAAUUUUGUUUUCACCACAGAUCCUGCAAAUGUGGAAUAUAUCCUCAAAACAAACUUUGCAAACUAUGGCAGGGGGUUGGACCUCUACAACAUUUUGUCAGAUGGUUUGGGUAGUGGGAUCUUCGCCGUGGAUGGCGAAAAAUGGGUACAUCUAAGGAAGGUAGCAAGCAGUGAAUUAUCAACCAAAGCAGUGAGAGACUUCAGCGGUGCUGUUUUCAAAAGCAAUGGUGUAAAACUUGCUCGGAUAAUUUCUGAAGCUGCAACCUCCGACCAAGCAAUAGACAUCCAAAAUUUGUUUAUGAAAGCAGCCUUAGAUUCAAUCGUCAAGGUUCUCCUUGGUAUCGAAGUAGACACCAUGUAUGGGACAAAUGAAGAAGCUACCCGGUUUUCCAAUGCUUUUGAUGUACUAAAUGAGCUGACCUUGUAUCGUUGCGUUGAUUUCUCCUGGAAGAUUAAAAAGUUGUUAGACAUUGGAUCAGAAGCCAUGCUAAGGAAGAAUUUAAAAGUGGUAGAUGAGUUUGUUUAUAACUUAAUCAAAAGCAAGACUGAAACAGUUGCAAAUUCAGGAGAUGAUCCACAUUUGAAGAGAAGAGACAUUGUUUCGAGGCUUUUGGAAUCGAGGGAGACUGAUCCAAAGUACUUGAGAGACAUGAUCUUCAGUUUGGUUGUUGCCGGAAAAGACACAACGGCUAGCACUCUUUCAUGGUUUAUUUAUAUGAUCUGCAAGCAUCCUCAUAUACAGGAAAAGAUUGCACAGGAACUUAGAGAAGCAACAAAUGUGAAGGAUAAUUCAAGCAUUGAUGAGCUUGCCGACAACCUUACUGAAGAAGCCCUUGACAAAAUGCAAUAUCUGGUUGCAGCUUUGACUGAGACAACCAGGCUCUACCCUGCAGUUCCAUUGAAUGCGAAGAUUUGUUCAUGUGACGAUACUUGGCCAGAUGGAUUUAGUGUAAAAAAAGGGGAUAUGGUGGGAUACCACGCUUAUGGCAUGGGGAGGAUGAAAUUUCUAUGGGGUGAUGAUGCAGAAGAAUUUCGGCCAGAGAGAUGGCUUGAUGAAAAUGGUCUUUUCCAACAAGAAAGCCCUUUCAAAUUCAUAGCCUUCAGUGCCGGUCCAAGGAUUUGUCUGGGGAAGGACUUUGCUCAUAGAGAGACGAUGAUGUUUUCUGCUGUACUUGUUGGCAGCUACAUAUUCAAGCUGAGGGAUGAGAACAAAGUGGCCAACUACAAGACCAAGAUCACCCACCAUAUCGAGGGAGGCCUUUAUGUGCAAGCGUCUCCAAGAUUUGCGCAUGCAAUGCAAGACCUUAAUUAGAUAUAUGUAUGCCUUAAACUUCCAGUACUUUUUCUAUAUAUUUAUUGUAUUGCUUCUUAAUUAUCAUAACAAAAGAAGCAGCCUAUAGUUGGUUCAUUACGUAUUUGAUGACACAAAUGCGUUCUGCUGUAAGCAUUACUGUUCUGCAUUGGACCAACCUUAUCACUAUAUUAUGAAUAAUUGCUCGAUCUCCAAUAAAAUUAAUUAUCUUC